Trichosurus vulpecula (common brushtail) is the source of this 971-nucleotide messenger RNA. It is a transcript of the gene PPIL6, whose product is annotated as peptidylprolyl isomerase like 6. The transcript has 8 exons. Gene Ontology annotation, molecular function: peptidyl-prolyl cis-trans isomerase activity. Bases 1 to 939 code for a protein of 312 amino acids. Lineage: Eukaryota; Metazoa; Chordata; Mammalia; Diprotodontia; Phalangeridae. Gene Ontology annotation, biological process: protein peptidyl-prolyl isomerization. The record is from RefSeq and is a predicted model, not a curated record.
AUGGAGAGCCGGCCCCCCUGCCAGCCCUCGGCACGCUACCCCUGCCCCAGUCUGAAGAAGCCGCCGGAGGUGGUCCUCCAGCUGAAGGUGGUGGGGCUGUUCAAGGGUGUCCCGUUUCAGAUCGCGAAGUGCACGGCGGAGUGUCUGAAGAGGGCUCAUCCAGACAAAUUUAAAGAUCCUAUAAUUGUUCCUCUUCAUGAAUUUGCAUGGAAUGAAUUUCUACAAGAGAAAAAAAGGGAACUCAAGGGUGAAACAUGGCGAUACCCUUCCACUGUGAUGUGUUUUAUUAAUGAUCAGCUUUUGGGCAAUGAAGGCUGUCUGCAGAAAUGGGCUUAUAAGAAAUGGGGUCUUAAGGAUUUUAAGCCCAUACCACUUUAUGAAGCUCUUACUUCAGAUUAUGUGGCUGAUUACGUGAAAAAUUCUAAGCGUCCCAUGGUCUUCUUGGAAAUUACAGUAAGCAAAAGGCCCAUUGGAAGAUUAAUAUUUGAGCUCUAUGCUGAUCUUUGCCCCAAAACUUGUCACAAUUUUCAGACCUUAUGCACGGGGAAAGCAGGGUUUUCUCGAAGUGGUUUAAAAUUGCAUUACAAAAAUACCAUUUUCCAUAGAUUAGUGAAAAAUGGUUGGUUACAAGGAGGAGAUAUCGACCUGGGAAAAGGAGAUGGUGGUGAGUCAAUUUAUGGACCAGUAUUCGAAGAUGAAAACUUUUCAAUACCACAUGAUAAAAGAGGAGUUCUUGGUAUGGUCAACAAGGGGCGGCACACCAAUGGGUCACAAUUCUAUAUCACGCUACAGAAGGCUCCUUAUCUGGAUCGAAAAUAUGUGGCUUUUGGGCAACUGAUCGAAGGAACAAGAGUUCUUCAAAUACUAGAAGUAGCAGACACAGUGAAUGAAAGACCAGUGUAUUCUUGUAGAAUUACUGACUGUGGUAAUUAUCGCUGAUAACAUAAAGACCAACAUUUCUUUGUCUAGUU